GGGCGCCGCACAACUUGCUGAGCUGGGAAGCCCAAGGGACGGCAGGCGUGCCCGCCAGAGACUUAGGCAGCUGGAGAAAGCAACUUGGGAGCAGGAGGGGGAUAACCCUUCCUUGUUCCAGGAAGGCAGAUCCAAAGGGGGAGUGAGUAGCGGUGGUGGUGGGGAGCUGCUGUACCCCCAAGGCAGAGGAGCGGGCAACUUUGGGCAGCGAGCUCUGGAAGUGGUGCCAUGCCAGCGCUCGGCUGAGGGUGCCUAGGAAGGAAUUCGGGGAAGGGGAGAGGAAUUAAGAGACGGGGUCUUUGGAGCAAGGAGGGGGGGUCUCUAGAGUCAGAGAAAGGUGGGGUACGUUUGGCACCGCGGUGUCCCAUGGAGGUGGCGAUGCUGGCGUGGGCACUGCUCUCCGUCCUGUCUCGGCGGGACGGGGCGGACGGCGCCAACCUCACCCUCGCCGUCGUCCUGCCGCGCCACAACACCACCUAUCCCUGGGCCUGGCCCCGGGUCGGCCCGGCCAUCGAGCUGGCCAUCCAGAAGCUCAACGCCCAGACGGAUCUCCUGCCAGGUUACACGGUGCAGCUGGUUUUCGGCAGCAGUGAGGCGAGCGAAGGCGUCUGCUCGGACUUCAUGGCGCCUUUGGCUGCUGUCGACUUAAAGAUGGCCUACGACCCCCAGGCCUUCGUGGGGCCCGGCUGCGUCUACACCGCGGCCCCCGUGGCCCGCUACACCCGGCACUGGGGCCUGCCCCUGGUGACGGCGGCGGCCGAGGCCGUGGGCUUCAGCCUGAAAGCGGACGAGUACGCCUUGGUGACCCGGACGGGAGCCAGCCACAACAAGCUGGGCGAGUUCGGGGUCAGCCUGAGCCGGCAUUUCAACUGGAGCAGCCAGGCGAUGUUGCUGUACUGGGAUAACAAUACGGGCGAGCGGCCCUGUUUCUUUGCCGUCGAGGGUCUCUACGUCCAGCUGCCCUCGGUGAACAACAUGACGAUUGAGGUCGUGCCUUUCAUGUCGCCGAACUACACCGACCUGAUCCGGGAUAUCAAGCAGAAAGCUCGGAGCUGUCAUGCUCCUCACUUACGCCGAACCCCAAAAUCCGGAAUACCGCCAAUUUCUCCAGCACAUCAAGCGAACCUCCCAGGAGCAGUUCAACUUCACCGUGGAAGACGGAUUGGAAAAUUUCAUCGCGGGGGCUUUUCACGACGGCGUCAUGCUCUACGCCCACGCGGUAAACGAGACGUUGGCGCAGGGCGGCUCUCUUGCCAACGGCACAGCCGUCACGCUUCAAAUGCGUAACCGGACUUUCUACGAUCGUGGCCAAUUACAACGGGACCACCAAAAAGAUUGAAAAGAUCCCUGGAAGGAAGAUCCACUGGCCCGGCAAUACCAUCCCGAGGGACGUGCCCUUCUGCGGUUUCGAGAAUAGCAACCCGCUUUGCCAGAAAGCCUCUUUUUCCUUGCUGGAGAUCCUGUCGCUCGUGAUGACGCUGCUUCUCUUCGGCAUCAUCGUCACUGCCUUCUUUGCCUACCGGAAAAUGAAGUUGGAAAAGGAGCUGGCUUCCGAAUUUUGGCGCAUCAGCUGGGAGGACGUGCAGUCGAGCAACCUGGAGAAAAACCUACGCAGCAUGGGGAGUAAAGUCACGCUUUCGCUGAGAGGUUCAAAUUACGGAUCUUUGAUGACCACCGAAGGACAAUUCCAGGUUUAUGCCAAGACUGCUUAUUACAAAGGGAACCUUGUGGCCGUGAAGCACAUGAACCAAAAGCGCAUCGACCUGACACGAGAUGUUUUAUUUGAGCUGAAACAC
Thamnophis sirtalis is the source of this 1796-nucleotide messenger RNA. Lineage: Eukaryota; Metazoa; Chordata; Lepidosauria; Squamata; Natricidae. The record is from RefSeq and is a predicted model, not a curated record.